Paramormyrops kingsleyae is the source of this 1326-nucleotide messenger RNA. RefSeq names its product odorant receptor 131-2-like. Lineage: Eukaryota; Metazoa; Chordata; Actinopteri; Osteoglossiformes; Mormyridae. The record is from RefSeq and is a predicted model, not a curated record. Gene Ontology annotation, molecular function: olfactory receptor activity; G protein-coupled receptor activity; odorant binding. Gene Ontology annotation, cellular component: membrane. Gene Ontology annotation, biological process: G protein-coupled receptor signaling pathway; detection of chemical stimulus involved in sensory perception of smell.
UUCUUUAUAGUUUGUGUGGAUGUUUUCAUUUGAAAUAUUUUAUAUCAUUUCCUUAUUUUAAAUAAAAUUUUUAUCAAUAUAAAAAACUUUUUUUUUUUGCUUUUUACACUUUUUUGUAGCUCAUAUUUUUUUACUUUAAAUUGUGAUUUCCUAUUUUGAUAUAUUACACUUUUCUAUGUUAUGAUUCUAUUAUAUGUGCAGACUGUAUGCAUGCAAAUAAUACAAUGAUAUUUGGCUUCACAUGUGCCAAAAAAAAUUGAAAAAAAAGGGGAAAAAAAGCCAGGCGUCAGAAGGACAUAUUGUAGUAUUCACAGAAUUUAUCCCAGAGAUCACAGCAAGAAACUGUCUAUUUGUUUGCAGCUCAAAAACAUGAAUUCAUCUGUCGUCGCACCAAACAUGACCGCUGUUGCUGCAGGCUUUCUGAGGGAGAACUUCCUCACGGUAUUCACCAAAAACAUCAUGGCUGUGCUGGUUUGGAUGACGCUGAGUUUAAUCAACAGCAGCAUGGUGGGGACCUUCCUGAAGCACAACUUCUUCUACGAGGACCCGCGCUACAUAAUGUUCAUUGCCAUGGUAAUCAAUGACACAGUGCAGCUCACCCUGGUGACGACCCUCUUCGUGAUCAGCUACGUGUUCUUCCAGGUCCAUGCCUCAGCCUGCUGCGUGCUGGUGAUGGUGGCUGUGCUGACCACCCGCUGCACCCCCUUCAUCCUGGCUGGCAUGGCGGUGGAGCGCUAUACAGCCAUCUGUUUCCCACUGCACAACCAGCAUAUCUGCACGGUAGGGCGCACGCUGCUGCUCAUUGGCGCCAUCUUGCUGCUGUCCUGGUCAAUGCCCAUGACGGACCUCUUCAUCACCCUGGCCAAGAAGCCCCUUGACCUGUUCCGCUCCUAUAUCUUCUGCGACCAUUCGCUGCUCUUCACUGACCCCUUCAUCUAUUUAAAGAACCUUGUCUUCGACGCAGUCUUCCUCUCCUCCAUCUUCCUCACGCUCUUCUACACCUACUUUAAGAUAGUGCUGGUGGCCCGGGCAGCCUCAGGAGACCUGCAGUCUGUGAGGAAGGCCAGGAACACAGUGCUCCUCCACGGCCUGCAGCUGAUGCUCUGCAUGCUUGCAUUCGUGGUGCCCUCCAUGCAAGCCUUCCUCAUCAAGUACUUCCCCAGAUACAGCUUGGAGAUUCGCUACGUCAACUUCCUGCUGGUCUACAUCAUACCACGGUUCCUCAGUCCCAUGAUCUAUGGUUUCAGGGACGAGAAGUUUCGUAAGUAUUGGGCUAUUAUACCUUGCAGCACCUCUGCCUACGUGUGCACUAAUGCUGCCCUGUAA